AUGACGUUCCCAGAGGAGAUUUGGACGCAGAUAUUCUCCCACUUGAUCCCCCAGAAUGAUCCUCUUAGCGACGAGAAAUACUAUCCAUACCGGCCUCUCCGCACACUAUGCCUCGUCAGCCGCCGAUUUCGCCGCCUUGCUCAGCCAAUUCUCCAUCACACGGUCUUCAUGGUGGAUGACAAGAACUGGAUUAACCGUGAAAUAAAACUCCUAAGGACCCUGCACCAGUCCCCUUCUCUGGCCCGCGCCGUUCGCAGCCUGUCCGUGAUUAGCUUCCCCAAAUUGGUGGAGCCUCCGACGUUUCCAGGCGUGGCGAAGCUUGUGGAGGACGUGCUUCGAUCUCUAGACAUCCCAUCUCUCCUCAAGCGCCAGCUUGAGAUUAAACCCUUCUCUAACGAAAGCGUGGACGGGGUACCGAUGAUCCUCGCACUCACCACAGCGGUCCAGCAUGUUGAUGUCACCAUCUCCGACUCGCACUGGCAUAAGCGCAUUGCCCACCAGCUAGCAGGCUCAAUGCAGCCAGGCGAACCAGACCCGAGUCGUAACUACUCACAUUACGGAUUGCCGAAUCUCAAAGACAUCUCUAUCAACGCCAGAUAUAGCCCGGUGAAUACCGGAAUUACCUCCGUGGAACCUGUGCUACGACGCUCAGAUGUCACUAGUCUACGUCUCGCAUGGGUGAAUUGGCACUCAGCCUGGGAAGAAACUGUCCCGAGACCCGGCAAUAAUUUCAGUCUGCACUCUCUCAUCCUUGAUAACUGCGUUGUGGAUGAGGUUACUCUCAAGGACAUCUUAACAUGGUACCCCAAACUCCGACGUCUGUCUCUCAACUGUGCAGACGGCAACUCAGCCAUCGUGCCUACAGAUGACGAGGAUGACGAAACCCCUUGGACCUGGCGCAGUAGCCCCUUCGGAGAUGUACUGAGGGAGUAUGGAAAGUACCUAGAAGAGUUUACUCUUUUGACGGAUUAUCACCGUGAGCGCAGCUAUGCACACGGUAUCGAAGACGAUGAGACUGUUUUGGGUUCGCUCCACGAACUUCCAUCACUUCGUAAGAUGGAAGUCAGCUUCCAGGACUUGUUUGGAGACGAGGAUAGUGAUGGAAUUGUGAAUAUGGACAUGAACCUGUUGCCUCCUAAUUUGGAGGAGAUUGUCAUCCCAAGUAGCCAUGAUGCCUACUUUGACGAGGCGAUAGCUGUGAUACGGAGCAACUCAUUACCCAAGCUUCGCCGGGUCACUCUGCGGUUUACAUGUCGCUGUCUUUGGGACUUGAGCGCUAUUCCGGAUGAAGAGAUCCCUGGGUGGACGUACUUGGAAUGGAAGUUGCUUGAUAAGAGGCCUAUCAAGGUUCGUUGUCUGAAUUUUGUUAAACUUCCGAUUGAGCAGAAUGCACUCUAG
Molecule: messenger RNA, 1398 nt
Organism: Clonostachys solani
Lineage: Eukaryota; Fungi; Ascomycota; Sordariomycetes; Hypocreales; Bionectriaceae
Source: the annotation of a GenBank genome assembly